AUGUCAGGAAACAUGUCUCUUCUGUCAGGGAGUCCCACAAGCAUUUGGGAGAACUCCUCUGUGCUGAACGCCACCCCUCCUCGCUUUCCUUCUGACUGGGAGACACCCACAUUCACUGUGGCCGCGCGCUUCCGUGUGGCGGCCACCCUGGUGCUGUUUGUCUUCGCAGCUAUCAGUAACCUCUCAGUGCUGAUCAGCGUGACCCGGGGACGAGGACGUCACCUGGCCUCCCACCUGCGGCCCCUCAUUGCCAGCCUGGCCUCCGCUGACCUGGUCAUGACAUUUGUGGUGAUGCCACUCGACGCUAUAUGGAAUAUCACAGUGCAGUGGUAUGCCGGCGAUGCCAUGUGCAAGGUCCUCUGCUUCCUCAAGCUUUUUGCCAUGCAUUCGGCAGCGUUUAUCCUGGUGGUGGUGAGUUUGGACAGGCACCAUGCAAUCCUGCACCCGCUGGAAGCUCUGGAUGCCGGCCACAGGAACAGAAGGAUGCUGCUGGCUGCCUGGAUCCUCAGCAUCCUGCUCGCCUCUCCACAGUUAUUUAUUUUCAGGGCGAUUAAGGCUGAAGGAGUUGACUUUGUUCAGUGUGUAACUCAUGGAAGCUUCCAGCAGCGCUGGCAGGAAACAGCCUAUAACAUGUUCCACUUUGUCACCCUGUAUGUGUUCCCUCUACUGGUAAUGAGCUUCUGCUAUACGCAUAUCCUCGUGGAAAUCAACCGCCAGAUGCCUCGUGGUAAAGGAAAGGGUGGGGAACCUUGUCUGAGACACAGUGGGACCGACAUAAUCCCAAAAGCACGCAUGAAGACCCUGAAGAUGACUAUCAUCAUCGUGGCAUCAUUUGUAGUGUGCUGGACCCCGUACUACCUGAUGGGCAUCUGGUACUGGUUUCAGCCUCGUAUGCUGCAGGUGAUGCCAGAAUACAUCCAUCACGCUCUCUUCGUCUUCGGCAAUCUCAACACGUGCUGCGAUCCGGUCAUCUAUGGUUUCUUCACACCCUCAUUCCGAGCUGACAUAAUCAGCUGCUUCAGCAGAAGGAAUCAAAACUCUUCUCCCAAAUCACUGGACCGACUCUCCGGAAGGAGAGGGGGUGCAAGCAGAGAAGCCGAGUCAGACCUCGGAAGCAGUGACCAGCCCAGCGGACAACAAGCAUAGAGGGUCAAGAUACCUCAAUGAGCUAGAUUUUUCCCCGUAAACAUGAAAUAAGGGACUUUUACUCUGUGUCCAGACAUCUAUAUGUAUAAGCUUCUUAUGGUGUCUUGGUAUUUGUAGUAUGAGCAAGUAUCCGUUUGCUUGAAGUCAGUUUGAAUCCACUUGAACAUGGAAAAGCAACAGUAUCACAUUGUGGUUUCAAGCUUGGAUAUCUUCUAGAAAGAUACAACUGUAGAUAACUAUGAAUGUAAAAGAUCAAAUGACAGCACAAUGCUUCAGGCAGUACCUUGAACGUGAGAUAUUUGCCGGUCUGGAACAGGGUUAUAAAUGUACAGUGCCUCAUGUAUAACGGCUUACGUGUCUGGAAUCAGUUAAUGAGGAUCUCUAACUAAUUAAAUCUCAGAGUUCAGAGUGACAACCCCAGCUAAAAGCUUCUCUGACACGUUGCUUAUCUAACAUUUCCUCUCUACAUCCUGAUUAGGAAUGUCACUUAAUGUUUCACAAUGGCCUUAGCUCAUGAAUCAUUCAUUAAUAUGAAAUGCUAUCGUGAAUGUUCAGGCUCACACACUGUGUUUAUCUGUGAAAUCACUAUGAAUGUUCUUCGUGGAAUUCAUCCAGUUGUGUUUGCAGUGUAUUGUGUUGAUGAUGAUAUGCAUGAUAUGUCAUCUUUGUGACGUGUGCUAGUGGUGAAAAAUUAAUGUUGAUGGACCAUACAGCCUUAAACGGAUAGUUCACGUAAAAAUAAAAAUG
Messenger RNA from Carassius gibelio (silver crucian carp), 1893 nucleotides. RefSeq names its product gonadotropin-releasing hormone II receptor-like. The record is from RefSeq and is a predicted model, not a curated record. Lineage: Eukaryota; Metazoa; Chordata; Actinopteri; Cypriniformes; Cyprinidae. Gene Ontology annotation, cellular component: membrane. The coding region runs from base 1 to 1146 and encodes 381 amino acids. Gene Ontology annotation, molecular function: peptide binding; gonadotropin-releasing hormone receptor activity. The transcript is spliced from 3 exons. Gene Ontology annotation, biological process: G protein-coupled receptor signaling pathway.